AUGUUCAUACAUACAUUACACUAACUAUGAUUUACAUGCCUACUAUUUGUUAAAUAAGACACUAUUUGCAAGGUUGCAUAAUAUUCUAAGUCAUAAAAUUUAUUGGACCGACUGUACUGUUUGGAAAUGUUUAUAAUCAAAACUAUAUAAAUCACAUAAUAGCUUAGUGAGAUUUAUGAAUCCAGCCUUAAAGCCAAUAUCUAGAACAACCAGCUCAUUCUUGAUGUUGUACAAAUUGGUGUCUUGCUAUCUUUUGUAGGAUGAGCACGUGCUUUUAUGUUAACUCUAUAUUGAACAAGAUUUAUAUGUCCUGUCUAGGAACAAACUAUUUUCAAAGGUAUAAUUGCUAGUACUUAAUUUGAAAUGGUAGAUGGUGGAUUAAUCUCUAUCUAUCCUAGUCAAGGGAAUUGGUGCCUGUCCUCUGAUGUGUGCCCCCAAUUAAUGGGAAAUGGUAUCUAGCCUUCGGUUCAUCAGUUUUGGGCUUCCUGGCUUUCUCUGCCAAUCGCUGUCUGUGGUGCUGAAACAGAGUUCACAAAUAAAGCCGCAGAAAUUCAUCUUCCUUGCUGGUUUGGAAGCAGGAGGGAUAUGAGGGAUAUUUCCUUUACAGGGAGGGAAUGCCAAUUUCUUGGAAAGCACCAGAUAUGUUGGAUGCUGGGAGAGGAGGAACAGGAGCAGCGGCAGCGGCAGUAGUGCAGCAGCAGCAACAAAGGCUAAGCACUCUUCAGGCUCCAGCACCUCCCACCGAGCUGUUCAGUAUGGAAACAAAUAGCUCUUCUUGCAAAUGGUCAUCUGAGCAUCUGUGGCUGGGGCAAAGAGUCACAGGAAAGGCAAGAGCUGCUUCACAGAAUCCUGAUUUGUCAGUGAGGUGGAAAGCCAACCUUGCAGCUCCUCUUCCUUGGAUUCAGCUUCCCUAUGUGUUCCUGGAGUGAGAAGACAAUCGUUUUUCUGUUUGACCCUGAACUUCAAGACAUGUCUUACAAGACAUAGCCAUCUCUGAAGCCAUGGCAAAGAUGCUCCCAGCACAGGAAGCAGCAAAGAUCUAUCAUACCAACUAUGUGAGGAAUGCUCGAGCCAUGGGAGUGCUGUGGGCACUGUUCACCCUCUGCUUCGCUGUGAUCAUGGUGGUAACAUUCAUCCAGCCCUAUUGGAUUGGGGACAGCAUUGACACUCCACAAGCUGGUUAUUUUGGCCUCUACUCCUAUUGCAUUGGAAAUGCCCUGACCAGUGAACUCAUCUGCAAGGGUAGCCCACUGGACUUUGGCACCAUCCCUUCAAGUGCUUUCAAAACAGCUAUGUUUUUUGUGGGAAUUUCUACCUUUCUUAUAAUUGGCUGCAUCCUCUGCUUUAGCCUCUUCUUCUUCUGCAAUGCAGCCACUGUCUACAAAGUGUGUGCUUGGAUGCAACUGGCAGCAUGUGCCGGCUUGUCCAUUGGCUGCCUGCUCUACCCUGAUGGCUGGGACUCCCCUGAGGUGAAACGCAUGUGUGGAGAGAAGACUGACAAAUACACCCUGGGAGUCUGCACUGUGCGCUGGGCAUACAUCCUUUGCAUCAUCGGCAUUCUUGAUGCCCUCAUCCUUUCUUUUUUAGCAUUUGUGCUUGGCAACCGGCAAGACAAUCUUCUACCCUCUGAUUUCCAAGUGGAAAACAAAGAGGAAGCAAAUAAAUGAAGACUGAAGGAAUCGCAAGUGUACCUACUUCCUUGAAUACUGAGUACUCCAACUUGACCUUGGACUCAGAAAAACUGCUUGAUACAUAAGUGAUAAUGUGGAUUCUGCCAGUUAUCUAGACACAUCAGUCUGUAUUAUAGAAGAAUGAUUCUGCAAAAAACUGUGCGCUCUUUUCUAGAAAAGACUAUGACAAAAUAAAUUUUGUUUAGUGUGACAUUAAUUGGUUUGGAUCUCCACAUCCUAUUUGCAACCAUGUUUUGUAUGUUCUAUACCUGCAGUGCCCAACAGAUCUGGAUAAUUAAUAAUAGACCUCAAAACAUUUUGCUGAAUUAAAUAUUGCAUCUAUUCAGCUAGUUUAAUAUUACUUAUAACAGGCAUAUAUAUGCUGCUCUGCAAACUCUUACUUCAGGAAAAUGUAACCCUUUAACUCUUGUGAGUUCUGUUCAAAUGUCUAUAUAUAGCAGAUAUGGUUAUGCUUUCCUUAAACCAAUGGGAUACAAUCCCCCGUUAAUUUAUUUGUCCAGCGAGUAUGAAUUGAAAAAAGUUAGGUUGUACGUAGGAGUUACAGCUUUGAACUUUUGGAUCAAGAUGUUAUUCAGGAUUACUCUGCAUUUCAAUCAAGAGGUGAUAGUAUAUUUGUAUAUCCAAUUUACAUUUGCCACAAAGCAAUUCUGAAAGAAAUGGAUCUUUCAAAGUUUUGAAUAUAUUAGGUAUACAUCCUAUCUGAUAUAGAAAGCACACACCCCC
Molecule: messenger RNA, 2414 nt
Organism: Thamnophis sirtalis
Lineage: Eukaryota; Metazoa; Chordata; Lepidosauria; Squamata; Natricidae
Source: RefSeq, a predicted model, not a curated record